This is a messenger RNA of Coregonus clupeaformis (lake whitefish), 2073 nucleotides long. Its product is annotated as tip elongation aberrant protein 1. Gene Ontology annotation, molecular function: protein binding. The record is from RefSeq and is a predicted model, not a curated record. Lineage: Eukaryota; Metazoa; Chordata; Actinopteri; Salmoniformes; Salmonidae. The transcript is spliced from 18 exons. The coding region runs from base 122 to 1648 and encodes 508 amino acids.
CUUCUCCACCAUAAUACUUAUGGUACUUUACAUAACACCAGGAUUACUUCAGGUUGGCAGUUUUGUCAAUAAAAGAUAUUGAUCAUCUUCAGAGCUAUUUGUGUCUGUUUCUGUAGACAGAAUGGCAUUAGCAAGUGGACACUGGGUUGCCAAGGAAACAAAAGGUGAACCGCCAAGCCCCAGGCAUGGCCAUGCGCUAGCUGUGGCUGGGAAUAUAGCUUUCCUGUUUGGAGGGGUGUCCACCAUAUCCCAUGAGGAGGAUCAGCCUGUAUAUUUGAAUGACUUCUACAUGCUCACAGUUUCAGCCACUCACAUCACAUGGGAGGUGAUGCCACAGAAUGGGGUUGCACCCCCAGCAAGAGAAGGACACACACUUUGUGUGGUUAAAGGCAAGCUCUACCUGUUUGGAGGAGUGGCCAGUCCGCAGGCUGGAGAAUGUCUUCCUGGCGUCUACUGCUUUGACAUAGUGUCGUUGACGUGGGAGCGGCUCGCCAAAGGGGGUGUGUCUCUCAGAACCAUCAGACACAGUUCCUUCGCUGUGGGAGACAACAUUUAUGUCUAUGGUGGGCACCAAGACGGGGUCCCCACUGAUGACCUCAUGAUGUUCAACACAGCGUCUCUGAACUGGACCCCAGUCAAGACCACUGGCACUCUGCCAUCUGCAAGAUACAACCAGACGUUUGCUGUAGUCAGUGAGCAGGUGUUCAUGUUUGGGGGAUGUGCUGAGGAUGGCUGCUACUACAGAGACAUCCAUGUUCUCAACACGGAAUCCCUGGUGUGGCAGAGGUAUGGUGUGAAGGGGGAGUCGCCCCUGGCCUGUGCAGGUCAGACCCUCACAGCACAUCAUGACAAGGAUAUUUACUUGUUUGGUGGCAAAUGCACCAGUCAGGAUGGAACAGUCACAUCAACAAAUGAAAUUCAUAAAUUAAGCAUUGCUAAAAUGAAAUGGAAGGUGCCUCUCUAUGUGGGGAUUCCUCCGGCCCGACGUCAUGACCACACAGCCUUCAUCCUUCACAGCCAUAUGUAUGUAUUCGGUGGCAAAAAUGAAGAACAAGAAUUCAAUGACCUGAAGGUGAUGAAAUUGAUUAACCCAUCCGAAAGACAGCCAGUGAUGAAGGAGAUUCUAUCUGAGUUUGGGCUUCAGGGAGUCAGCCAUGGCUUCGCGCCGACAAAGGUCCCCAAUGUCAAGUAUGAGUUGAGUGAGUCUCCAUCGCUGUUUUCUGUGAGGACGGAUGCAGCUGCCUCUGCACAGGUUACAGCCCAAAGAGACUUCAGUGCCGUCCGAGAUGAGGCGAUGGAUAUGAUCCAUAAAGCUUUCUCCAUGCUUGAUGGAGAAUUCCAGAAGCUUGACAGAGAAAGGUCAGAGCUUGCUCAGUCUGCAGCUGCUCUUCAGUACAAGAGAGAAGCUCACGAAGCCCACCAUCAGCAACAGGAGGAGGAACUACGACAAAUGCUUGAGCGACACAGAGCCCAGAAUGAGACCUGGCUACGUGCACGGGCAGAGGAGAAUGACAAGGAAAGGAAGGGGCUGUGUAAACUCAGAGAGGAGGUUGUGCACGAGCAGGGGAGACUGAAAGAGGAGCAGGGAAACAUCCAGAAACGCAGCGAGCACCUCCUAUCCAUCAUGCAACAGUUUAAAGGCAUGUAAAGACACGUAAUCAUGGCAACCAACUGGAGGACGCAGACCUGUCGCGUUUGUGGGUGUGGCUUACUUCCCCAAGGAUGACCAACUCAAAAGCGUUUGUUUAAAGAAAAUGUGACAUUAAUUUGUGUUUUUCCACUGGUGUGUGUGUUUGAAUAGUUAGCAUUGCGUGCAUAGCUAAGAUUAAUUUUUGCUGUCUUUUGCCAGAUAGUCAUAAUAUCUUUAGCGAGACGGGGAUAAUUUUGACCCUGUCAAAAGAACAAACAUCACUCAAGGCAUUUGUUUAAACCUCUGGAAUGGUUGAUAAAAAUUCCUAGGACAUAUCAAAGUUGGUCAUGAUAGGUCUAAGCAAAAUGUUGGAAAGGAGAAUAAUUAACUGAGUUGUUGAUUGAUGUAGCCUAAUCAUGUUCAUAAAAUUUUUGAUUAUUUGG